GAGAGGAGGUAACAGAGGGCCGGGUGGGGUUGAGAGGGUGCACAACAGGCUAAUUUCACUGAAAGCCCACUGUAAACCUUUGUCUUUCGUUCCUGGCGGCUCAAUAUGAGAACAGUGCUGUUCCUUGUUUUCCUGCUCCCUGUGCUAAUGGUGACGGUACAUCCAGCACCAGGGAGCAGCGAACUGGUGGUCUCUCUGAAAAAUGGUAAAAUCACAGGAGAAUAUGGGACUGUAAAAGGUACAGAGAGGAGGGUGAAGCACUACCUGGGGAUCCCCUUCGCUCUGCCCCCUGUAGGACCCCUGCGGCUGGCUGCUCCACAGAGUCCCCAACCCUGGGAGGGGGAGAGAGACUGCACACGCCAGCCCCCCAUGUGCAUCCAGGAUCCAGAAGUAUUGGCAAAUAUGUCCAGGGUCAUGUCAAUUGACUUCGUGGCACCAGAAAUGUCUGAGGACUGUCUGUAUCUAAAUGUCUACACUCCAGCUGAAGCUACACCAGAAGAUAGGCUGCCGGUGAUGGUUUGGAUCCAUGGAGGAGGUCUGACAAUGGGUGCUGCCUCCCAGUACGAUGGUUCCUCGUUAGCUGCAUAUGAAAACAUUGUGACAGUCAUUAUCCAAUAUCGUCUUGGCAUUUUGGGAUUGCUGAGCACCGGAGACGAACACGCCAGGGGAAACUGGGGUUUAUUGGAUCAGCUGGCUGCUCUUAGGUGGGUGCAGGAAAACAUUGAGGGAUUUGGCGGCGAUCCACAAUCUGUCACAAUCGCUGGGGAGUCUGCAGGAGGCAUCAGUGCAUCCAUACUGACUCUGUCUCCACAUGCGAAAGGACUCUUCCACAAAGCAAUUUUUCAAAGUGGAGUGGCAACCAUUGGGGACUACACUUCUGAGCACCCUCUUGCUCAGGCCCAGAGUGUUGCCAACAUUACUGGAUGUGGCAUCUCCAGCACAGAAGAAAUGGUUCAGUGCAUCCGAGGGAAGAGUCAAGACGAGUUAGUUUCUGCAACCAGACAGAUGAAAUUUUUCCUAGGAGCCGUGGUGGAUGGUGACUUCCUUACUGGCACAGCUGAGGCUCUUUUGCAGAGGAAAGAAAUUCUGAAUGUCCCAGUGAUGAUGGGGGUCACCAACCAUGAGUUUGGCUGGAUUUUACCUCAGAGCUUCGCUCCUCCUGGCUGGGAGAAAGGCAUGAACAGAGAGUCGGUGCUGGCUAUCGUCAACAUGUUUAAUCCUACAGGGGUCUCUUCAGCUAACAGUCUUAUCGUGGAUGAAUAUCUAAAAAAUGCCAAAACUCCAGAGGACAUCCGAGACGGCCUCACUGAAGUCAUUGGAGACCUGCUGAUGACGCUGCCUGUCGUUGAGGUGGCCGGAUACCACACAGAUGUGGGCGUUCCAGUGUACAUGUAUGAAUUUGUGUACAGUGCAGAUAUACACAAAAGCAACAGGCCAAGCUUUGUGAAGACAGACCACGGGGAUGAUGUUGGCUUCGUGUUCGGUGGAUGUUUCUGGAAUGGACACAUCAGAAUUAUUGGCAACAUCACCAAAGAGGAUGAGAGGAUUUGUAGGACCAUGAUGUCUUACUGGGCCAGUUUCAUCAGAACUGGCAAUCCUAAUGGUCCUGGUCUGGUGAACUGGCCGCUGUACGACAGGCAGAAACAAGAGUACAUGGAGCUGGGCCAAGCCCAGACUGUGAGGCAGAACCUGAAGAAGGACAGAGUCCAUUUUGCCACCGUCACCCUUCCUCAAAGGCUGGAGCAGAUGGCAGCAGCAGCUGCUAAAGCUGCAAACUGAGCCUUGUGCUGCUUUACUUUUAGUUCAGGUUUUUAAUAUUCCUUAUAACCAGGGAUACAUAAUGCUGAUCACUGCCUGCAACAUUUGGUCUUUUGAUUCAAUGUCCUUUGUAAAAUAGAUAUAAUUAAAGGAAAUUUCUUCAUUUAUAAGAUUGUACCUGUAAUAAAACUGUAUUUCCCCUCUUUUUAACUUAAAUUAUAUAAAUGCAAGGGAUGUUCCUUAAAUAAAAAAUAUAAAAUUUUUA
Girardinichthys multiradiatus is the source of this 2023-nucleotide messenger RNA. RefSeq names its product carboxylesterase 3 (gene ces3). NCBI's taxonomy places the organism in Eukaryota, Metazoa, Chordata, Actinopteri, Cyprinodontiformes, Goodeidae. The transcript has 13 exons. The coding region runs from base 106 to 1779 and encodes 557 amino acids. The record is from RefSeq and is a predicted model, not a curated record.